This is a messenger RNA of Striga asiatica, 849 nucleotides long. The record is from the annotation of a GenBank genome assembly. NCBI's taxonomy places the organism in Eukaryota, Viridiplantae, Streptophyta, Magnoliopsida, Lamiales, Orobanchaceae.
AUGGAAAUGGGAAGAAGUUCGAUCCUGAAGAAGCUGGAAAAAUACCUGAUGAGCAAUGAGAAGCGAGGAGGGAAGCAAUCAGGCAAAAGCAGCAAGAUGUUGGUGAAGAGCGGAUCGUGGCCCAAAAAGACCAAAAUGACCCCAAACGGAUGCUUCUCUGUGUACGUGGGCCCUACAAGGCAGAGGUUCGUGAUCAAGACCGAGUCAGCCAAUCACCCGCUGUUCAGGAUGCUGCUGGAGGAUGCUGAGCUGGAAUAUGGCUUCAAAAACGAGGGCCCUUUGCUGCUGCCGUGCGACUGUUUUGGCCGAGAUGGACGGUGGAGAUCAUCCGGACUCUUGUGGGCCCACCUAUGCAUGCGCCAGCCCCUUCUUGACCAGAUGGAAGCCGAAAAAGCACACGACAAGCGGAAAAAUCCCGUACUCAAGAAGCUCGGGAGACUUCUAACCCGGAAAAAUCAAUACGUGUUUUCAAAGAGCCGAUCAUGGCAUGUCGAGAACAAACGCCACAAAAAGACGAAAAAUAAUACACCAAGAGGAUGUUUCACGGUUUAUGUGGGGCCCGAUAAGCAACGUUUUGUGGUGAGGACUGAAUCGGCCAGCCACCCUCUAUUCAAGAUGCUGCUUGAAGAUGCUGAGCUGGAAUAUGGUUUUGAAAGCGGGGGCCCUUUGCUCAUUCCAUGUGAGGUAGAUCUCUUUUGCAGGAUCUUGGCGGAGAUGGACGGCGGGGAUGGGCCGGGUGAAUAUGAGUGUGGUUUGGGCCUUGGGUGUGGGAGCCCGUUCAGCCCAGCUAGGCGUUUGGGUAAGAGUGAGAUGGGUAGAGUAAUAUUUUUCUCCAAUAUCGAAAUUUAA